This is a messenger RNA of Onychomys torridus (southern grasshopper mouse), 1221 nucleotides long. It is a transcript of the gene Txnl4a, whose product is annotated as thioredoxin like 4A. Bases 158 to 586 code for a protein of 142 amino acids. The transcript is spliced from 4 exons. The record is from RefSeq and is a predicted model, not a curated record. Gene Ontology annotation, cellular component: spliceosomal complex; U5 snRNP; U4/U6 x U5 tri-snRNP complex. NCBI's taxonomy places the organism in Eukaryota, Metazoa, Chordata, Mammalia, Rodentia, Cricetidae. Gene Ontology annotation, biological process: mRNA splicing, via spliceosome.
CGUGCGCCUGCGCAGCGGCGAUAGAAAAACGUCAGCGCGUCCGCCGGGAGGGUCCGCGGCGCGGGAGGCGCUGGUCCUGCGAGGAGUCGCAGGCGGUCGGGCCGCGUGGGCUCUCACGAGGCAGCUCGCGGCAUCCGGCCGCGCAGGCCCGCUCAAGAUGUCGUACAUGCUCCCGCAUCUGCACAAUGGCUGGCAGGUAGACCAGGCCAUCCUUUCCGAGGAGGACCGCGUGGUCGUCAUUCGUUUCGGACACGACUGGGACCCCACUUGCAUGAAGAUGGACGAGGUUCUGUACAGCAUCGCCGAAAAGGUUAAAAAUUUUGCAGUUAUUUAUCUUGUGGAUAUUACAGAAGUACCUGAUUUCAACAAGAUGUAUGAGUUAUACGACCCAUGUACUGUCAUGUUUUUCUUCAGAAACAAACAUAUCAUGAUUGACUUGGGCACUGGCAACAACAACAAGAUCAACUGGGCCAUGGAAGACAAGCAGGAGAUGGUGGACAUCAUAGAGACUGUGUACCGUGGUGCCCGCAAAGGCCGGGGGCUGGUGGUGUCGCCCAAGGACUACUCUACCAAGUACAGAUACUGAGCGCUGCCCUUACAGGCUGUGCAAAGGACAUUGGGAGCCUCUCCCAUGUAGAAAUACUCAGUUCUUCAUAGCCUUUGGAAAGGGCCUGCAGCGAACAUGGCAGGGUCUUGAGAUGAGAGUUACGGGGCCUUAAGUAGCUGGAGCAAAUAAACAUGGUGAAGGAACAGUGGCUAGCUGCUGUGUGUGUUACUGAUUGCAAAUGUCUUUACUCUUGAAGUGAAAUCCAGGUUUCUGUCCCGUGAGGCUGUCAAGUUCCGCAUCCUCAAGUGGUUGCUACAGCUGUUAGAACAAACUACCACAGACUGGGUAGAUUCCACAGAGACACAUCUGCUUCGGGGUAUGAGCCUGAGGUAAAGGUGUUCCAGGGUUCCAUUUGAGGUUGUGGGCCAUCUGUCCCUGCCCCUUGGCUCUGGAGGUCACUGGCAGUCUUUGCUGAUCCUUAGAUUGAGGAUACUUUAUCCCAGUCUUUGCCAUUUUCUUUACAGGUUUUCUCCUCAUGUGUAUGUCUGUCUCAAAUACCCCCAGUUAUAAGAAUACCAGCCACACAUUGCUUGAGUCACUCCCCACUUCCGAACAAGCUUAUCUUGACUAAUUAUGUGUGAUAACCACUCCAAAUAAAGUCAUGGUCUGAGAUA